AUGGCCCUUUCGUUCCAGCCGCAGUGCCUCCACUCCCAUCACGCAUUCCUCUCGCACCACAUCAUCAAGAUGAAAGCUUUCCUCCCCAGCAGCAGCAACAACCACCUUCUUCCCGUCAUCGCAUCGAAAGGUUCGGUUCUCGCGCACAGGCGCUUCUCGAGCACAUCCGUCUUCUCGAGGAAGAAGAAGAAGAAUCGAUCUGGGUCGCGGAGAUUCGCGAGGCUCGUGCUCAAUUUGAUACCCAUCAUCGCCUCGAACCUCAAGGCGCCGCCCCGUCAGUUGCAGUUGAUAGCCGAAGAACUGGGCGGCGGAGAUGGGAGCGGAGGAGGACCAGGGUGGUUCUGGGGAGGCGGCUCUGGGUGGGGAUGGUUCGAUGGCUGGAGGCGAGGAGGAGGGAGGCGGAAGUUCGGGUUUUGGGCGAUCUUGGUGGCGUGCGGAUUGAGCUUGUUGCUUGUGGGCGAAACGGAGAGCCUUGCGGUUUGCAGGAUUCUGGGUUUGGGCUUGUUUGGGCUCGCCUUGAUUGGAGGGUGGAGCAAGAAGAAGGGCACGGCAGUGGUUAAAAAUGGGGUCUUGGGGAUUUGCUUUCUUGGGGCUGUGUCGUUUUUGGGGCUGAGGAAGGAGGAGAUAUGA
Syzygium oleosum is the source of this 630-nucleotide messenger RNA. RefSeq lists its product as uncharacterized. Lineage: Eukaryota; Viridiplantae; Streptophyta; Magnoliopsida; Myrtales; Myrtaceae. The transcript has 2 exons. The record is from RefSeq and is a predicted model, not a curated record. The coding region runs from base 1 to 630 and encodes 209 amino acids.